ACGAUUGCUGUUGAUACGAAACAAGACGAGCUUUUAUUCAACGACGAAAUGAAGUGCACCGUGAUCUCAUAUUUGAUGGGUUUAACACUGAUGCUUACUCAUGGGGUGAGAACCGAAGAAACGGCAGAAAAGGAAACCGUGGCAAUGUACCCGGAGGAAGAGGAAGUUGUUGUAAAUCAUUGUCCUACUGAUUAUCCCAACGUCUACAACAACGGACAGUACUGUUGUAAAUCCAACAUGGAGAAGUUCUACGAGCCUCAGGGUGCCCAAUGUGACGGCAGUGUGAUUCAGAGAGACAGUUUGUGUUGCGCGGGAGACCAGUACACGUCGUGCCCCGGUGGAAACUGUGAGAGCAACUCAGCACCCACACCAGAUUGUAGAGAUAACCCUGAAUUUGCUGCAAACUGUGAAGGUUGGGUUUCUGGUGGAUACUGUGAUAAAGAUAGCGAAUAUUAUUUGUUCAUGAGAGAUAACUGUUACAAGAGCUGUACUGGCUGUGAAAGCAGUAAAACUAAAAGAGAUUGUAGAGAUAACCCUGAAUUUGCUGCAAACUGUGACAGUUGGGUUUUUAGUGGAUACUGUGAUAAAGAUAGCGAAUAUUAUUUGUUCAUGAGAGAUAACUGUUACAAGAGCUGUACUGGCUGUGAAAGAGCUGGAUUUGCAUUCAAACUGGUCGACGAAGAUGGUAGCGAGGUAAGGGUGGGAGAACAUGGACUGUUACUGUUCAUGGAAGGAACAGUGUGCGAUGAUGGCUUUGAUGACAACGCUGCUAAUGCGAUCUGCAAAGAGAUGGGAUACGAAAGUUCUCAGAGCUGGGACAGUGGAAAUUAUUUUAAUGUUCAGGAAGACUUAGUGAUAAAACUAGAUGAUGUCAGUUGCAGUGAACAAAGUUGGUCUUCUUGUUCUUACAGCGAAUCUCACAACUGCGACCAUAGCGAGGAUGUGUUUCUCACAUGUACAGCUGGAUUUGCAUUCAAACUGGUCGACGAAGAUGGUAGCGAGGUAAGGGUGGGAGAACAAGGACUGUUACUGUUCAUGGGAGGAACAGUGUGCGAUGAUGGCUUUGAUGACAACGCUGCUAAUGCGAUCUGCAAAGAGAUGGGAUACGAAAGUUCUCAGAGCUGGGACAGUGGAAAUUAUUUUAAUGUCCAGGAAGACUUAGUGAUAAAGCUAGAUGAUGUCAGUUGCAGUGAACAAAGUUGGUCUUCUUGUUCUUACAUGAGCGAAUCUCACAACUGCGACCAUAGCGAGGAUGUGUUUCUCACAUGUACAGAUUGGCAGCUUUAUGGAGCUGCCCUGGUCCAAGAGGUAAACGGUACAGUUAUUCGUACAAGAAAUGAAGGUUUGCUCGUCGUAAAUUUAGUGGAUGAGCAAAGUGGAGAAAAGAUGAACGCGUCUGUUUGUCCUGGUAACUUUAACUGGUACACAGCAAAUACCUUUUGUCGCUACUUUGGAAACGAACAGGGAAUGUGGGACAGCAGACCAAACAACUUGACUCUCAUAUCUGAAACGUUGUUACAACAUAACGGAUCUAUGUUAUUGAGUGCUAUAAGCUGCAGUAAUAAUCAUAGUGUGUGGUUAAAAUGCAACAACAGAAAAGGUGAUGGAUUUAUACUGUGUCAAAUCAGGAGCAAAUUGAAUGAAUGA
Molecule: messenger RNA, 1647 nt
Organism: Bolinopsis microptera
Lineage: Eukaryota; Metazoa; Ctenophora; Tentaculata; Lobata; Bolinopsidae
Product: deleted in malignant brain tumors 1 protein-like
Exons: 11
Coding region: 49-1647 (532 amino acids)
Cellular component (GO): membrane
Source: RefSeq, a predicted model, not a curated record